AUGGCAGUUCCCACCUCUCUCAUUGUCGUAUGCUGCCACGGCAUUUGGAACGGCGGCCCUUCCAAAGGCGCCAAUGAAGAUGAGUGGCUCAUUGCUGACUUUCAGCGCGGCGAGACAAGUACUUUUAUCGAGCACAUUAAGCUGGGGGUGAAACUUCUCAGCGAGAGCUACGAUGACAGUGUGCUUGCUUUUUCAGGUGGCCCAACCCGCAAAGAAACGACUCUAAGCGAAGCCCAAAGCUACAGCAACCUCGCCGCAGCGCAAAACUUAUUCGGCCACAGCUUCGUCAACAAGCUUGAAUCAACACCAGAACUCAUUCCCAAAGUCAUUUCGUCUAGGAUCCUUGUCGAAGACCGCGCAUUGGACUCGUACCAUAAUGUCCUCUUCAGCCUCACUCUCUUCUACUCGCGCUUCCAUGCCUGGCCCCUCUCUCUAACCAUCGUCUCUCACGAUUUCAAGAGGCCUCGUUUCAUAGAUGGCCACUGCGCUGCCAUUGGAUUUCCACUUGAACGGACGACGUUUUUGGGCAUCGACCCGCCUGGUAUGAUUAAUGGCGAGAACGAAGCGGCGAUGAAAGGCGUGGGACAGGCGGUGGAUGAAUGGACGGCUGAUCCUCAUGGGCGGGGAGAGAAGUUGGCUGGGAAGAGGGCGAGGAGGAAUCCUUGGGGAAUGUGGCAAGGGGUUUUUGAAGAGCAGGUAGAUGGCCCCAGGAAAGGAGGUCUGGUUACUGAGGGGAUAGGCGAGAUGGAGACGCUGGUCGACGAUGCACCACGGCCAUGGUAA
Molecule: messenger RNA, 783 nt
Organism: Trichoderma asperellum CBS 433.97
Lineage: Eukaryota; Fungi; Ascomycota; Sordariomycetes; Hypocreales; Hypocreaceae
Cellular component (GO): cytoplasm
Source: RefSeq, a predicted model, not a curated record